Gigantopelta aegis is the source of this 560-nucleotide messenger RNA. RefSeq names its product protein mago nashi homolog. The coding region runs from base 22 to 471 and encodes 149 amino acids. The transcript is spliced from 5 exons. Gene Ontology annotation, biological process: RNA splicing. Gene Ontology annotation, cellular component: catalytic step 2 spliceosome; nucleus; exon-exon junction complex. NCBI's taxonomy places the organism in Eukaryota, Metazoa, Mollusca, Gastropoda, Neomphalida, Peltospiridae. The record is from RefSeq and is a predicted model, not a curated record.
UUUAAAACAGACAUAAACACAAUGGCUGCAGCCUGUUCAGAUUUUUAUUUGCGGUAUUAUGUUGGUCACAAAGGCAAAUUUGGCCAUGAAUUUCUUGAAUUUGAGUUCAGACCAGACGGAAAAUUACGUUAUGCAAAUAACUCAAACUACAAAAAUGACACAAUGAUCAGAAAAGAGGCUUUUGUGCACAAGUCAGUUAUGGAAGAACUGAAGAGAAUAAUUGAAGAUGCAGAGAUUAUGCAAGAAGAUGAUAACUUAUGGCCCUCGCCUGACAGAGUUGGCAGACAGGAACUUGAAAUUGUGAUUGGAGAUGAACACAUUUCAUUCACUACGUCGAAGAUAGGAUCAUUAGUUGAUGUAAACCAAAGCAAAGACCCCGAAGGACUGAGGACGUUCUACUACCUGGUGCAGGAUCUCAAAUGUCUUGUGUUUUCCCUCAUCGGCUUGCACUUCAAGAUCAAACCUAUUUAAAACAAACAUUUGUCACACUGUUUUUAUCAUGUCUCAUAGCUUUUAUCAUCACAUUGGUCAUUUGGAAAUAAAGACUUUUAAAAAAGGAA